ACCUUGUUGAACAAGUAAACGUCAACGAAGCAAGUCGCAAGUUUGCACUCCCUCAACAAUGCCGUCCUCGCUAACCACGAACGCCGCCGCUGUGGAAGACGCUCUCUUACGUGGAGAGUGGACACAGGCGCUCAACGACAGCCGCAGUAUCCUCGCAGCGCGCAUCGUCCAGCUUCGACAGGAAGAAAACCCGUCGGCCGUGUGCACGGAAGAGGAGCGCUUGUUGUCAGUAUACCUUCAGACCGUGUUCGAACUGGACCUGGACGACGAAGUGGACACAGCGUCGACCAUCGUCCAGGCCUUUGCGCCGCUACCAAGCGGCAUUGCGCUUCAAUGGACCAAUUUUCUAUUGGCCAUGAACCGCCGACCAAUGGCCACACAAGCUCUGCGAGAGGUGCUGGCGUCCUACACUAAGGACGGAGCCUUUAACUUCAGCUCUGAACAAUACUCCAAGGCCGCAGAAGUGCUGGCUCUGCAGUUGUUGCUGCCUGACGAAGGCGUUGAGACUGCGCGGCGUUUUGUGACGGCAGAUGGUGUGCUGGAUGACUCAGCCAAGCUGCAAUUAUUGCGAAAGAUACAAGCGGAACAUUUGGCUGCUCAGGAAGCCACGAAGGAUGCGCACACGUCGGUAUCGAACCAGACAGCGACAAACCGGUCGAGUACUGUGACGACUGAGCAAGAGGUCAGUAGUCAGACGGUAUCGACUGGGCUUACGGGUGCACAGCCACGCCAUGACAUGAAGCAGGACGACGACUCGAGUAGCUACCUGAUGAUUGGUAGCACUGCUAUUGCUCUGGCGAUUGCAGCUGCAGGCGCUCUGCGAUACCGCGAGAGAAUUCAUGAGGCUGUAUCCAACGCGAUUCCCGCGAUCUCCAAGGGGCUCGCGGAUGCAAAGUACACGCUGUUUGAAGCGUAACAUUGCCAUAAUGAGAGUACUAUUUUUCAGAUAUCAAUUC
Messenger RNA from Phytophthora infestans T30-4, 956 nucleotides. RefSeq lists its product as uncharacterized. The transcript is spliced from 3 exons. The coding region runs from base 59 to 916 and encodes 285 amino acids. Lineage: Eukaryota; Oomycota; Peronosporomycetes; Peronosporales; Peronosporaceae. The record is from RefSeq and is a predicted model, not a curated record.